AUGCCGGUGAUGCGGGGUCUGAUCGCGCCACAGAACACCUUCUUGGAUACCAUCGCCACUCGUUUCGAUGGGACCCACAGUAACUUUGUCCUGGGGAAUGCCCAGGUCCAGUCCCUCUAUCCCAUAGUCUACUGCUCUGAUGGCUUCUGUGAGCUGACCGGCUUCGCCCGUGGCGAGCUGAUGCAGAAGAGCUGCAUGUGUCACUUCCUGUAUGGCGGCGAGACCAGCGACCGCCUCACCUCCCAGAUGCAGAAAGCUCUGGAUGAACGUCGCGAGUUCAAAACUGAGAUCAUCCUGUACAAGAAGUGUGGCUCAAAGUUCUGGUGUCUGUUGGAUAUUGUGCCCAUAAAGAAUGAGAAGAGCGAGGUGGUUAUGUUCCUGGUCUCACAUAAGGACAUCACAGAAAAUAAGGACCAAGACCACAGCAAUGAAUCUGACGUAGAUGAGGAAACCGGUCUGGAGGUCCAUCAGGUCAGCCGCCCUCGAGGCUUCAACAUGGAGCGCCGCCGCAGCCGGGCAGUCCUCUACCAGCUGUCUGGACAUCUACAGAAACAGGACAAGACCAAGAGCAAGCUCAAGAUCAACACUAAUGUUCUCGGAGCCAAUGCUAACCCGGUCCCUGAGUACAAAGUGGCAGAUGUCCAGAAAUCCCGUUUCAUCCUUCUCCACUACGGUGCGUUCAAGGCCGGCUGGGAUUGGCUGAUCUUGUUAGCCACCUUCUACGUUGCCAUCACUGUACCCUAUAAUGUCUGCUUCACUGAGGUACGAGAGGACGGAGCCUCAGGAGCACGAAACCCUCCCAGCGUCAGCGAUAUCUUGGUGGAGAUAUUAUUUAUUAUAGAUAUUGUACUGAACUUUCGAACCACCUACGUGAGCACAUCUGGUCAGGUCGUGUAUGACUCCAGCUCCAUCUGCAUCCAUUACGUCACUUCCUGGCUGUUUGUGGAUCUCAUCGCAGCCUUACCCUUUGACCUGCUCUAUGCCUUCAAUAUCAGUGUGAACUUUGGGGUUCACCUGUUAAAGACGGUGCGCCUGCUGCGCCUCUUACGCCUCCUACAGAAGCUGGAUCGCUACUCCCAGUACAGUGCUGUGGUUCUCACCCUGCUCAUGUCCACCUUCGCCCUGCUGGCCCACUGGAUGGCUUGCGUCUGGUACUUCAUUGGACGUAGUGAGAUUGAAAGUAAUAGCCCUGUCUCCUGGGACGUAGGCUGGCUCCAUGAACUGGCCAAACGCUUGGGAACGCCAUACUUCCUGGCACCGCUGACCUCCCUGUUGGGUGUUUCGGAUUCACCUCAAGGCAGUGUGACAGCAGGACUGACCAAUUACAGCCAGUGGAACAGCUCAGGAUUGGAGCCCCUGAAUGCAGCGGGUUUGUUGGGCUCAGGUCAAUGGAACGGCAGCAGGACCAGAGCAAGGACGCCAAACGGCUCAGGGACGACACUGAGUGGUGGUCCAUCUGUCCGUAGCUCCUACGUGACUUCACUGUACUUCGCUCUGAGCAGUCUGACCAGUGUGGGCUUUGGAAAUGUUUCAGCCAACACGGACUCUGAGAAGAUCUUCUCCAUCUGCACCAUGCUAAUUGGAGCAUUAAUGCAUGCUGUGGUGUUUGGUAAUGUGACUGCCAUCAUCCAGCGUAUGUACUCACGACGUUCCCUCUACCACACCCGCACAAAGGAUCUGAAGGAUUUCAUCCGAGUGCACCGGCUACCGAAAGCCCUUGAGCAACGCAUGAUGGAGUGUUUCCAGACGACCUGGUCUGUCAACAAUGGUAUUGACGUCAGUGAACUGCUGAAGGACUUCCCAGAUGAGCUGAGGGCCGACAUUGCCAUGCACCUGAAUAAAGAGCUUCUGGAGCUGCCUCUUUUUGAAUCAGCCAGCAGAGGUUGUCUGCGCUCCCUCUCCCUCAUCAUCAAGACCUCCUUUUGUGCUCCGGGGGAGUUCCUUAUCCGCCAGGGUGACGCUCUCCAGGCCAUCUACUUUGUAUGCUGCGGCUCCAUGGAGGUGCUGAAGGACAACACUGUGCUAGCCAUUCUGGGUCGGGGUGACCUGAUUGGCUCUGACUAUCUGACACAAGAGGAAGUGAUUAAAACCAACGCCUGUGUUAAGGCCCUUACAUACUGUGACCUGCAGUACAUCAGCCUCAAAGGACUGCGUGAAGUGCUCUGCCUGUAUCCUGACUACGCCCAGAAGUUCAUCACUGAGAUCCAGCACGAUCUGACAUAUAACCUCCGGGAAGGACACACCAUGGAGGCUGACUGCGAGAGCAAUGGAGGAAUCAUGAAAAAGCUUCCCUCCAUCAAAGAAGACGAGGAAGCGUCAGGGUCCGAGGGGGAACACUCACCUAUCCCCAAGAUACCUCCCCUGAGCAGGCUGGGCCGAGGUCUGCGCUCUCCCCUGCGCUCCCCUCUGCGCUCUCCACUGCUGCCGCCAAGACCUUUCAGACCAGCGAGCACUCUCUCUCGGUCCCCCGGCCUGCAGAUCCCUGUGGUGAGCUUCAGCUGCCUGCAGCCAGAGCUCAGUCCUCGGUUCGUGGAUGGGAUCGAAACAGAAACCCAGAGUGGUUCAGCUCAGAAGUUUGACUUUCCUCCCAGUGCAACUUUACUAUCCAGCCCUGUUUCACCUACCUCAGGAGCCCAUGAUGAGGGUGACACCAUGCAGGCUGUUGCUAAGCUAAAGCAUGAGAUGAGCGUCCUCUCCCACCAGGUAACCGCUGUGAGUCAGGAGCUGCAAGAAAUGACACGCCUUCUCAAACCUCUCUUCCACAACCCCUCCAUGUUGCUGAUACCCAGCACCAUGACUCCGCCUCCCAGUGUCUCUUCAGACAGCUGCUCCCCAGCCCCGCCCCUUUUUACCCAACAUGCACCUGUGGACUGUUCAGAAGACGAACAUUCUCCAAGCGUCCUGGUACCUGAACCAUCCUCUCCUCAGCUGAAGGUGUUAGAAGGUCGCACUAGUAGAAAAGAAGUAGAGUUUGAUCCACUUCAGUGCUCCCGAACCUUUGCCUCCUAUAAUCCUUCAGCUCCCCAGCAGACCUCUCAUUGUUCAGCUCCUCCAUCACUCAAUAGCUCCCCCCAUGAGCACACCAUUAUACCACAUCCAUACUCAUCCUCUUCCAUCCUUUCUCUACCAUCAUCAAGCCGCAUCUCAUCUAUCACUCCACUUCUGGUAGACAUAUCGGGACCUGGUAGUGAGCCUCGGUCCCACCUCAUGCUCCAAUCCCAGUCCGAAUCCCAGCUCUCCUAUCAUCAGGUCCCCCCUUGCGACCAGCUCCAGUCCCAGCCCAUGUCACAUUCCCUUUCCCAACGUCACCUCCAGCCUCCUCUCCAGCCUUCCAGCAUGGCCCCACAUCCCCAGGAACCCCUCCUGGACCUGCACGAGGUGGAGUGGGGGGAGCACACGCCUCAGCUCAGCUACAUCGAUGAAGGACCAGUGUGA
Molecule: messenger RNA, 3435 nt
Organism: Scomber japonicus (chub mackerel)
Lineage: Eukaryota; Metazoa; Chordata; Actinopteri; Scombriformes; Scombridae
Product: potassium voltage-gated channel subfamily H member 3-like
Exons: 15
Coding region: 1-3435 (1144 amino acids)
Biological process (GO): potassium ion transmembrane transport; regulation of membrane potential
Cellular component (GO): membrane
Molecular function (GO): voltage-gated potassium channel activity
Source: RefSeq, a predicted model, not a curated record